AUGUCUGAGGACCGAGCCGUCCGGCUCAGCUCCCAACAGAUCUUGUACACCAAAGCUGCUAUACUAUCUGCAGCACUAACUGGGUCCAUAUUAACGAGUUACGCCCUUUUCAAUAGGUACCUCAAACAGUACACCAGAGUAACACAAAUUCCAUUAAGCGCAUUUCGGAAAAACUGGUUAUACGGAAAGGUCACCUCUGUCGGAGAUGGUGACAACUUUCAUUUAUUUCAUACGCCGGGAGGUAUCCUGGGGGGCUGGGGAUGGGCCAGAAGUGCUCCUAAACUUGACAAAGUUAAUAAUAAGCGUAGCGAUUCGCUAAAGCGACUAUUCUUUCCGCGCUUCCUCAGAAGACAGAAAGAGCAAGAAAAGUUUCAAUCCUUGAAUGUUCCCUUCAAAGGCAGAAGGAAUCUGCCGACACUUUCAAUCCGCCUGUGUGGCGUCGACGCCCCCGAAAGAGCUCACUUUGGAAACGCAGCACAACCUUUCAGCGAGGAAGCUCUUAUAUGGCUUCGGCAUACUUUGAUCGGUAAAUUCGUGUGGAUCAAGCCUCUAUCAUUGGACCAGUACGGAAGGUGCGUCGCGAAGGUUAAGUUUUGGAGCUGGACUGGGUGGAAAAAUGUCAGCCUUGAAAUGGUUAAAAACGGUAUAGCGGUAGUCUACGAAGGGAAAACUGGAGCAGAAUUUGACGAUGAGAGAGACAUUUACAUCUUUCACGAGCAAGUUGCUAGGAAAGAACGAAGAGGCCUCUGGAGCUUGAAAAAAUUUGAGACGCCUGGUAACUAUAAAAAAAGGGUUGGUUAA
Molecule: messenger RNA, 801 nt
Organism: Lachancea thermotolerans CBS 6340
Lineage: Eukaryota; Fungi; Ascomycota; Saccharomycetes; Saccharomycetales; Saccharomycetaceae
Gene: LCL3
Product: Lcl3p
Exons: 1
Coding region: 1-801 (266 amino acids)
Cellular component (GO): mitochondrion; cytoplasm
Source: RefSeq, a predicted model, not a curated record